AGUUGAUUUGUGAACGGUGGAGAUCGUAAACGCUUUUUUUAACAGUUAACAUCAAACGAAAAAAUACAAAAUAAAAAGAUAAAUCGUUGUUGAAAACUCCACUACCAAAAUAUUAAAUAAAAAUUAUUGAAUAUUAGAAAAAAAUAUUUUUUUAAUUAAAACAUUUACUGCUAAAAAAAUGGCGAGCCAGCAGCUAAUCGACGAAUUGUAUGACUUCAUGUACCCGCUUGCAUUGCGCGUUGGCGAAAUGCUGCUGGAGGGAUACGAGGAAGUGGGCAAGCAGGUCAAUAUCAAGACAGCAUUUUAUGAUGUAGUCACCGAGUAUGAUAACAAAAUCGAGGAAUUUUUGAUCGAACAAGUAUUGGCACGCUACCCUGAACAUAAAUUUAUUGGCGAAGAGGAUACAGCGAAAAAUAAUCAUGUGACCAAAGAGUUAACCGAUGCACCUACAUGGAUCAUUGAUCCCAUCGAUGGUACAUCGAACUUCAUCAAACAGAUACCGCAUGUUUGCAUCUCAAUUGGUUUGGCAGUGAAGAAGCAAAUCGUUUUGGGUAUUAUUAACAAUCCGGUUCAAAAAAAAAUCUACACAACAAAAUUGGGUGGUGGUGCAUUUUGCAAUGGCCAGCGCAUACAAGCGAGCAGUGUGGAUAACAUGAACGAGGCAAAUGUGGCUUACGAAGUAUCGCUGUUGCAUGCACAUAAAAUACGUAAUAAACAUAUAAAACGGAUCUAUCACAUAGGUGCACAGGCAAGAAGAUUACUCGCCUAUGCAUCUGUGGUUGAUUCCUUGUGCAUGGUGGCUGCCGGAAAUUUGGAUGCCUUUCACAUUGAAGACAUGUACCCAUGGGAUUGUGCUGCCGGCUAUUUGCUUAUACGCGAAGCCGGUGGCGUUGUAACACAUCCCUAUGGAAGGCCAUUUGAAAUUAUGAAGCCAGAUUUAAUAUGCGCUGGUACAGAACGAUUGCGUAAGGAAAUGGAGGAGCUAAUAAAGAAAGCCGAUCAAGAGAAGUCGGUUGGUGGUGAAGAGUAAUAAGGAAUAUGUUGGGAAAAAAUUAAGAUAAAAACCGGAAAAAAGUGUAAUUAAAUUUGUAAAAUUUUAACAGGAAUAAAUAAGUUUUGUAAAUUCUUAUAGUAAUAAAUAAAGUUUGUGAAUAUUCGUAAAAAUC
Molecule: messenger RNA, 1166 nt
Organism: Anastrepha obliqua
Lineage: Eukaryota; Metazoa; Arthropoda; Insecta; Diptera; Tephritidae
Product: inositol monophosphatase 2
Exons: 3
Coding region: 179-1030 (283 amino acids)
Biological process (GO): inositol metabolic process; signal transduction; phosphatidylinositol phosphate biosynthetic process
Molecular function (GO): inositol monophosphate 1-phosphatase activity
Source: RefSeq, a predicted model, not a curated record